UUGUUUCGCUAUAUGGCUCCAUCGAGCCGUGAUCUCAAAGAAAUGCGGCUAUAUCUUGGUAGUGGAAAAAACAGGAAAAGGAAGGCCGAUAGGAACUCUGAUUCAAAUGGUUUUCUUGUACCGAAGAAUGCUCAGAUUUCUCUGACUCCUUCUUUAGUUUCCGAGAAUGAUACAUCUUUACUUCCAUGGUAUUCGGUUCUCUGUUGGGUAACCGACUACUUCCCGUUUGCAAUUAUGAUAUAUUUCUGCAGCGAAGUUUAUCGUUUUUUUUAUCCUGACAGUCAGGCCAUUAAUGUUUCUAUUAUUUGGAUUCUUCUUUUAACAGCGUUUGUGCUACAGGCUUUGGCCAGUAUGACGAGCACUCUUUUCUUUGGCGACGUUGUAGAAGGGGAAAGGAACGUCAUCGUUUCGUUUGCUGCGUUAUUCUUCUUUUUUUCCAUGAUCUUUUUAAUGUUUUCGGAAAGCUACUUUGAUAUUGGGUUCAACAAAGCUUACGAGGCGUUUAUAAAGACGACGUCCGAUUUUUUCGUUGCGAGUGAUCUGCCUGAUAUACCGGUCGAACGUUCUCCAGUGUUGCUCUUCAUAACACUUUCGAUGCUUUUUGCUUUCCUAGGAGCAAUGCUAGUUUUUCCUAACUUUCGAUAUGCUAGAAUGUAUGCGUGUGCAGUAAAGGAGGCCGAACCGUUAUCGAAGUUUCUAUACCAUAUUGCCUUCUUCUCUCAGUACUUCUCCUUAUUUCUUUUCACGCACCCAGUCAAGAACUAUAUCCUUCAUGGUCCUUAUAAAAUGCUCACGGCUUCUCACCUGAAUUCACUACGUAUCUGGUCAGUAAUAACUUCGAUGUUUUUACGUGUACUGGUAAGGCGAGCUCACUUACAGUCACAUUUAAACCUUGCUGCUGGCGCUUUGAAUGAGAUUCGAUCUCAGAGUGGAAAUAUUAAUUCUCUCGAUCUGCAGAAAAUGGUUUUCCGCUACUACACUUACUUGAACGUUGCGACUUUACAGUACUUUUUACCUCCUAUUCUUCCCCUUACAUUUGCUCUGCUUUUGAAGACAUUAGGUAAUUAUUCUUGGAUUGGUAAAGAACUGCUGUACGUAGAAAUGAGGUCGGAAAGCAGUUCACUUGCGUCUUUGACUGUACUGCUUGGCCCGUCGGUUCAGCAAGGCAUUUGGACCCUUUUCCUCGUGAUUAGUUUACUUCAUAAUUGCCUUCUUUCAUUGAUUGGUUUCUUUUAUAACACGUAUAUCGUAGAAGCCUAG
This is a messenger RNA of Enterobius vermicularis (human pinworm), 1260 nucleotides long. The record is from the annotation of a GenBank genome assembly. NCBI's taxonomy places the organism in Eukaryota, Metazoa, Nematoda, Chromadorea, Rhabditida, Oxyuridae.